UAAUGUAUCAUGGUGUUUAACAUUUGUGUUGUUCGUGGGGUAUUAUGAGCCACUUCAUCGUGUUGUGUCAUUUGUCAUGUAUAUAUAUAUAUACACAUAUAAGUGAGUUUUGUCUUUGUCUAGUCUAUAGGGCAUAUUUUUAACUACUGUUUCUAUUUAUUGUCUUAGUGAUCUUUUGUGUCUGAAAAGAAAAAUUUGCAGAGAAAAUAAUUAAGAUCAUUAUAGGUGUGGGAGAGAUGGGAAGAGCACCAUGUUGUGAGAAGUUGGGUUUAAAAAAAGGAAGAUGGACAGCUGAAGAAGAUCAAGUGUUGACCAACUACAUUCAAACUCAUGGUGAAGGCUCUUGGAGAUCUUUACCCAAAAAUGCAGGGUUGCUUAGGUGUGGAAAAAGUUGUAGAUUGAGAUGGAUAAACUAUCUGAGGGCUGACUUGAAAAGGGGUAAUAUUACUUCAGAAGAAGAGGAAACCAUUGUCAACUUACAUAAUGCUCUUGGUAAUAGGUGGUCAGUGAUAGCCGAUCAUCUACCUGGUAGAACAGACAAUGAGAUUAAGAACUAUUGGAACUCUCAUUUGAGUCGAAAAAUCUACAGUUUCACCAAGCGACUACCUAACGAAUCAUCAUCAUCAUCUUCAUCUUCUUCAUCUCAAGCCAUCAUUCAUAACUUAGCAAAACUAGCUUCAUUUAACAAGAGAAGAGGUGGUAGAGCCCGAAAUACUGCUCCUACAACUAAAUCAUCCUUGAAAAAGAAUAACAAAACUGUUACUACUACAACUACUAUAAAAAAAGAUGAAGAAGAAGUCAAAGAGAGUAAUAAAUUAGAUGAAGCAGAAAAGAAGAACGACAAUCAUGAUCAUGACAAAACGACAUGCGUUUUGAGUAGUGGUAGUAGUGUACUGGAGGAGCAUCAUAGUGAGGAAUGGCACACUUGCAUCUCUUCUGGAAUGGAUAGUGAUGACAUUAAUAUUAAUAAUAUAAAUAACAGCUCAGUUGGGUUUGAAGAUGAAGGAAUAUGGUUUGAUUGGAAGUGGGAAGAAUAUUAUGUUGUUGAAACCCAUGAUAACAUUAAUAAUAAUAAUAAUGGGAUAUGGGAUUGGGAUGACUACUCCUCUGAUCAAGAUGGAGAGAGAUUGUUUUCUUUAUGGGAAAAUGGUAAUUUUGAAGGGCAUCAUGCAUGAGAUGAUCACACCACAAAAUAAACAUACUACAAUUUAAUGUCCACUUCGAAUAAUGUUUGUAUUAGUUUUACAUAGUGUGAUUGGAUGAGUUGAAAAAAAAAAUGUUAUUUUUAGUUUGUUCUUUUUCACAAGCCGUAAACAGAUUUGAUUGCUCACUCGAAAAGGUUUGACAUGUUUUUGAGAUGUAGAGCUAAUUAAGAAGAAGAAAGAAAGAAAAAUCAUUACUAGUUUCAGAAUUGAUUUUCCCUUAUUUUCUUCUUUUGUUGUAAUUUAUUAUUUUACUAAUGAAAUGUCUCCAUCAUAUGGUAAUAUUUCCAA
Molecule: messenger RNA, 1493 nt
Organism: Cannabis sativa
Lineage: Eukaryota; Viridiplantae; Streptophyta; Magnoliopsida; Rosales; Cannabaceae
Product: transcription repressor MYB6
Exons: 3
Coding region: 237-1175 (312 amino acids)
Source: RefSeq, a predicted model, not a curated record